Molecule: messenger RNA, 1463 nt
Organism: Orycteropus afer afer
Lineage: Eukaryota; Metazoa; Chordata; Mammalia; Tubulidentata; Orycteropodidae
Gene: ZPLD1
Product: zona pellucida like domain containing 1
Cellular component (GO): cell surface
Source: RefSeq, a predicted model, not a curated record
AAGACUUCUCAUAAUGAAUGGCUCUUCUCUCAUUUGAAGGUAUGACCCUUUUCUGAAAGAGUUUGGUGAGGCCAAGCAUUUGAACACUCAGUCACAUGCAGCAGGAACAGGCACAUGGAGGACAGCUGACUCCACAGGACCGAGGACUUGGGUUUUGCAAUGGAACGGAUAUGGUUGCUGCUGCUUCUAACAAUUAGAGUGCUUCCAGGGUCUGCACAGUUCAAUAGUUACAAUUGUGAUGCCAACCUCCACAGUAGGUUUCCUGCUGAAAGAGACAUCAGUGUCUACUGUGGGGUGCAGGCCAUUACAAUGAAGAUUAAUUUUUGCACCGUACUUUUCUCGGGUUAUUCGGAAACAGAUCUGGCACUGAAUGGAAGGCAUGGGGAUUCCCACUGCAGGGGGUUCAUAAAUAACAACACCUUUCCUGCAGUGGUCAUUUUCAUCAUCAAUCUGAGCACCUUGGAGGGCUGUGGAAACAACUUAGUGGUAUCCACAGUUCCUGGAGUCAGUACUUAUGGAAAUACAUCUUCAAUGCAAAUAGGAAAUAUUUCAGGAUAUAUUGAUACCCCAGAUCCACCAACAAUCAUCAGCUAUCUACCUGGACUUCUUUACAAAUUUAGUUGUAGUUAUCCAUUGGAAUACCUGGUUAAUAAUACCCAGCUUUCUUCGUCCUCAGCUGCUAUUUCUGUGAGAGAGAACAAUGGUACAUUUGUCAGCACUUUGAACCUCCUCCUUUAUAAUGAUUCAACCUAUCGAGAGCAGUUAAUUAUCCCAAGCAUAGGAUUACCCUUGAAAACAAAAGUAUUUGCAGCUGUACAAGCCACCAAUCUGGAUGGCAGAUGGAAUGUCUUAAUGGAUUAUUGCUAUACCACCCCAUCAGGGAACCCAAAUGAUGAUAUACGAUAUGAUCUCUUCCUUAGCUGUGACAAAGAUCCUCAGACCACCAUCAUUGAAAAUGGCAGGAGUCAGCAGGGUCGGUUUUCAUUUGAAGUGUUCCGAUUUGUGAAACACAAGAAUCAGAAAAUGUCCACUGUCUUCCUGCACUGUGUUACGAAGCUCUGCAGAGCCGAUGACUGCCCCUUCUUUAUGCCAAUUUGUGGCCACAGAGAAAGGAGAGAUGCGGGGAGGAGGACAACUUCGAGCCCUCAGAGCACUUCUGGAAACACGGUCCUCUCAGCUGGUCCCAUCAUUACUCGGAGUGAAGAGACUCCAACCAACAAUUCACAGCUUGAUUCUCCAAGUGAACCUCUUUUCCAGCUGAACUCCAUUACAAGUGCACUGAUAUCAGGCAUGGUUAUCCUGGGAGUCACGAGCUUUUCUCUUCUCCUCUGCUCUUUGGCCCUCCUACACAGGAAGGGACCUACCAGUUUGGUGUUGAAUGGCAUAAGAAACCCAGUCUUUGAAUGACUAUGAGAAGUCCUUGCUCUCCGGAGUAGCCUUCACUGACUAUAUUGUGUGAGACU